This is a messenger RNA of Protobothrops mucrosquamatus (brown spotted pit viper), 975 nucleotides long. It is a transcript of the gene BCL3, whose product is annotated as BCL3 transcription coactivator. Bases 1 to 975 code for a protein of 324 amino acids. Gene Ontology annotation, molecular function: protein binding. The record is from RefSeq and is a predicted model, not a curated record. NCBI's taxonomy places the organism in Eukaryota, Metazoa, Chordata, Lepidosauria, Squamata, Viperidae. The transcript is spliced from 8 exons.
AUGCCCUACCCCAGGGUACCGGUGUCCUACUAUCCAGGUCUGGCCAGUCCCUUUUUGAACCCAGAGCUGCCUCCACUUUUACAACCUUUGACCGCACAGUCGUUGUUGGGAAUCUUGCCUUCUUACUCCUUGAUGCCCCCGCCAGAAGCCCAGCUGGCUUUGGACAUUGCCACGGCAACGCAGCAAGAUGAGGAUGGAGACACGCCACUCCACAUUGCUGUAGCUCAGGGGAAUCUGCUGGCUGCUCAGCAUUUAGUGAUCCUCUUCCAACACGGACAGCGGGACCUGGAUAUCUUCAACAACCUACGGCAGACCCCGUUACACUUGGCGGUCAUCAUAGCUCAGCCUUCCCUGGUGAAGCUUUUACUGUCCCACGGAGCAUCACCCAUGGUGCUGGACCGGAACGGACAAACUGCUCUGCAUCUGGCUUGUGAACACGGCAGCCUCCGUUGCCUGCGGGAGUUGUUGGAGGGAAGUCCCGCCGGACUGGAUCUGGAGGCCCGGAACUUCGAGGGUUUUACCCCGCUGCAUUUAGCGGUUGGAUCCUCUAACUCUGACAUGGUUCUUGCUUUGCUGGAUCAUGGAGCAGAUGUAGAUGCUGUGGACAUAAAGAGUGGCAGAUCUCCACUACUUCAUGCUGUGGAGAACAAUAAUUUGGAUAUGGUGGAGUUGCUACUACAGCACGGUGCCAAUGUAAACGCCCAAUCCUACGGAGGCAAUACGGCGCUCCACACAGCCAGUGGAAGGGGCCUGUUGGACAUGCUGCGGCUUCUGGUGAGGAACGGGGCAGACGGAGGCCUGAAAAAUUACCACAACGACACUGCCCUGAUGGUAGCCAGGAACAAAAGGGCGAUCGACAUCCUGAGGGGAAAGGCUGCCCGGCCUAUUCCGCACCCCGAAAGCAGCCAUGAUGGAUCGUCCCCCACAAUCAGCGCUGCUAGCUCUCCUGGCGUUCGGACCCACCCCCGUGAGUAA